AUGGUGUUCUUCACCGUCAUCAUACUGGCCGUCCUUAUUGGGCUGGGCUAUCAUUUCAACAACCGGCUUGGUGAAUGGCAGCAGCUUCGCCAUAUCCCCGGCCCCUUUUGGGCUCGUUUUACGCACCUCUGGAUCAUAAGGCACAUUCUUCGAGGGAGGUACAUUGACAAGAUGCUUGAGCUGCAUGUACAGUACGGUCCAGUUGUCGUCUUGGCGCCCGACGUCGUGUCCGUCAGCGACCCAGCCGAAAUCAAGAAUAUCGGCAAGGUUCGCUCUGCUUGGGGCCGAGCCAAGGGUUACCAAGCUCUGCGAUUUGCCCCUGGUCCAGCCGGGGAUUCGAUCCUCAGCAUGCGGGAUGACAAGGCGCACGCUCGGAUGCGAGCCAAGCUGAUGCCGGGAUAUGCUGGCAAAACUGUGGAAGGAGUCGAACAAAUGGUGGAUAGACAUGUUUUGCAGCUUGCCAACAUCAUCGACACCAAGUAUAUCACAACGCCGGGGGCCUACAAACCCAUCGACUUCUCCCAGCUGGCGCAGUACUUUACUAUUGAUAUCAUCACGUCGUUCGCCUUCCAGGAGUCCUUCAAAUGUCUCGAGCGAAACGCCGAUUUUCACGGCUAUCUCGAUGCAGUCAGCAAGGCAGUUGCACCGCUCUUGUCUUUUGCUUAUCUCCCGGCAUACCAAAAGUUGAUGAGUACGCCUGCGCUUGGCGCAAUCUUCCCGGAAGGUGGCUUUUUCCCAAAGGUUUUUGAAAUGGCUCGUCGUCAAGUAGGCCAGCGAUAUGGCCAAGAGGCCUACAAGCUAAAGGAGAAUAACGACGUACUCGGAACCUGGGUAUCGGCUGGCUUGGAACAGAAGGAACUUGAAAAUGAGACGGUUGCCCAGCUGACUGCCGGCGGCGAAACGACUAGUACCGGCAUCCGAGCUGUAUUGCUUUACCUUAUUACGUCGCCGCGUGCGUAUCGGGCUCUGCAGCGAGAGAUUGACGAAUCUCUGAAAUCAGAGCGUGUUAGAUCAAGCCCGCUAUCCAAGGAAGAGGCUACGAAGCUUCCGUAUCUCCAGGCUGUCAUGAAGGAAGGCCUGCGCCUGAUAGCACCAGCUGCUUUUUUCCCCAAGAGUAGUACGAAGGAUGAGACUAUUUGCGGAUACAAGAUCCCAGCAGGUGUCAGUGUAGAGCCGGCAUACAAACCUGCGCUACGCGCCAAGGACAUUUUCGGCGAGGAUGCUUCCUUCUUCAGACCUGAGCGGUGGAUCGAAGCCACAGAGGAACAACUCGCGAUGAUGGAUGAAACCUUUCGGUUUGUAUUUGGAGGACCCAGCAAGUGGGAAUGCCUGGGAAAGGAUUUGGCCUUUAUGCAAAUGCACAAGAUCAUCUUUGAGUUAUUCAGAAAAUUCGAUGUCACCCUCGUGGAUCCAGCGACGCCAUGGAAGGCCGCAAGCACGCGCAUCUGGGGCAUAGAAGAUUUCAACGUCCAAUUCACUAGAAGGGAACAAGCACAGUAA
Molecule: messenger RNA, 1500 nt
Organism: Pestalotiopsis fici W106-1
Lineage: Eukaryota; Fungi; Ascomycota; Sordariomycetes; Amphisphaeriales; Sporocadaceae
Exons: 3
Coding region: 1-1500 (499 amino acids)
Molecular function (GO): oxidoreductase activity, acting on paired donors, with incorporation or reduction of molecular oxygen; heme binding; monooxygenase activity
Source: RefSeq, a predicted model, not a curated record